Messenger RNA from Selaginella moellendorffii, 3444 nucleotides. RefSeq names its product phosphoenolpyruvate carboxylase 4. The transcript is spliced from 21 exons. Lineage: Eukaryota; Viridiplantae; Streptophyta; Lycopodiopsida; Selaginellales; Selaginellaceae. The record is from RefSeq and is a predicted model, not a curated record. Gene Ontology annotation, cellular component: cytosol. Gene Ontology annotation, molecular function: phosphoenolpyruvate carboxylase activity. The coding region runs from base 203 to 3280 and encodes 1025 amino acids. Gene Ontology annotation, biological process: carbon fixation; tricarboxylic acid cycle.
UAGGGGAGAAAUUUUAAGCUUCUUUCUUCCAAAGGUCGGAUUUCUGGGGACGGCGCUAGCUCCAGCGCUCUUGCGGCAUCAUCCGGGCGCUUAAAUAUCGAUCGCUCGCAAGGCAUCGCCACCGAUCCGAGCGAGAAUAGGUUCGUAAGGGUCAGUAAUCCGCUAGAUCUGUCCGUCGCGGCAGCGCCCGGCUCUAGCGAUCAUGAUCGACACCACAGACGAUAUUGCGGAGGAGAUUUCGUUCCAGUCCUUCGAGGAUGACUGCCAUCUCCUGGGAAAUCUCCUCAAUGACUGCUUGCAACGCGAGGUGGGGCACGAAUUCACCGAGAAGGUGGAGCGUCUUCGCGUCCUGGCACAGAGUGCUUGUAACAUGCGAGCUGCCGGGGUGGACGACGCAUCCGAAUGGCUUUCCAGAAAAUUGAGGGACGAGCUGGAGAACAUGAGCUCGGAGGAGGCUGUGCCUUUAACCAGAGCUUUCAGCCAUUACCUCAAUCUCAUGGGCAUAGCUGAGACUCACCACCGGGUGCGUCGCAACCGAUCCACGCCGGUGCUGUCCAAAUCCUGCGACGAUGUUUUCGAAAAGCUGAUUCAAACCGGUUAUUCUCGUGAGGAAGUGUAUGAGGCAGUGUGCAAGCAGGAGGUUGAAAUAGUUCUAACAGCGCACCCCACACAAAUCAACAGGCGUACGCUACAGUACAAGCAUGUCCGCAUUGAGCAUUUGCUGGAAAGGAAUGAUCGACCGGAUUUGACGCACGAAGAGAAAGAGCAAGUUUACGAGGAUCUGGUGAGAGAGAUUACAGCCCUGUGGCAAACAGACGAGCUAAGACGACGUAAACCGACUCCUGUGGACGAAGCUCGUGCAGGCUUGCAUAUAGUUGAGCAGUCGUUAUGGAAGUCUGUGCCGCAAUAUUUGAGACGAGUGAGCACUGCUCUCAAAAAGCACACUGGUAAACCACUGCCUCUCUGUUGCACGCCCAUAAAAUUUGGCUCCUGGAUGGGUGGCGACAGGGACGGAAACCCAAAUGUAACUGCCAAGGUGACAAAAGAUGUCUGCCUAUUAGCGAAGUGGAUUGCUGCAGAUUUAUAUCUGCGAGAACUUGAUGCUUUAAAAUUUGAACUUUCAAUGAGCAAUGGCAACGAAAAACUUAUUCGUAUGGCUUAUCAAGUUCUUUCGGAAGAGCAUGGACAGACGGAAGAACACCAUCGAAGUCAUGCAAGACACACAGAGCACCAUAAUUUUGCGCUUCCUGUUCACCUUCCAGCUGGAGCAGAUAUGUGCGCUUCUACUGAGGUCGAUGGAGAGGCUCAAUUACCGUCUUUGAAACUCCCGUUCAACCAACAAACUUAUCAGGCUCUGACGUCCAAAGAGGCCACAUCCUCCCCUAGAGCUGUGAAAACGGAGACAGAGAACGGGCUCCCUCCAACCCCCGUCACCCCAAGGAAAAAACCCGGAUCUGAAGUUCGCUCCAGCCUUGAGAAACUCUUAAAUCCAGGUUUGGAAGCUCGACAUAUGGAUUCUCCAUACCGAAUUGUUCUUGGACACGUGAGGGAUAAGAUAUUUAGCACUAGACGACGCCUCGAGGACAUACUGAAUGGUUUGCCAACCGAUUACGAACCCGGCCAGUACUACGAAUCAGCAGAUCAGCUUUUGGAGCCACUAUUGCUUUGCCACGAAUCUCUGCAAUCGUGCGGCUCCGACGUUUUAGCGGAUGGAAAGCUGGCAGAUCUGAUUAGAAGAGUGGCAACGUUUGGUUUAACGCUGAUGAAGCUGGACCUUCGUCAGGAAGCCGAUAAGCAUACAGAGGCCUUGAAUGCAGUAACUGAGUUUCUUGAAAUGGGGACUUAUAGUCAAUGGGAUGAAGAAAAGAAACUGGACUUCCUGAUAUCCGAGCUGAAAGGCAAACGACCGCUUCUUCCUCCUUCAAUUGAGGUGUCCAGAGAGGUUCAAGAAGUUUUGGAUACAUUCCGUGUAGCUGCAGAACUUGGAAGCAAUUCUCUUGAAGCGUAUGUUAUCUCCAUGGCUUCAGAGGCUAGCGACGUUCUUGCUGUGGAGUUGUUGCAAAAGGAAGCACGACUUAUUGUGAGCGGGGAGCAAGGCAGGCCUUGUCCAACCGGAUCGCUCCGGGUUGUGCCCCUCUUCGAAACCGUAAAAGAUUUAAGAGAUGCCGGUACGGUUAUCCGCAAGCUUUUACGGAUUGACUGGUAUCGAGCACACCUAAUUGCAAAUCACGAUGGACAUCAAGAGGUGAUGCUUGGCUACUCGGACUCCGGCAAGGAUGCCGGCAGGUUUUCGGCAGCCUGGGAGCUAUACAAAGCACAGGAGGACGUAGUGGCUGCGUGUAAAGAGCACAACAUCAAAAUCACACUCUUUCAUGGACGAGGUGGAAGUGUUGGACGUGGAGGCGGGCCUACUUAUCUCGCUAUUCAAUCUCAGCCUCCGGGAUCUGUCAUGGGAUCUCUGAGAGUGACAGAACAAGGAGAGAUGGUCCAGGCGAAGUUUGGCGUCCCGCAGACAGCAGUCCGGCAGCUCGAGAUCUACACGACUGCGGUACUUUUAGCCACACUCAAUCCUCCAGACCCUCCACGCUCCGAGAACUGGCGGCUGAUCAUGGAAGAAAUCUCCGACGCAAGCUGCACAAACUACCGCGACGUCGUUUUCAAGAACGAGCACUUCAUCCCAUACUUCCACGAGGCGACUCCGGAGGCCGAGCUCGGCAACCUCAACAUUGGAAGCCGUCCAACUCGACGCAAAAAGGCGGGCGGCAUCUCCCAGCUCAGAGCCAUCCCGUGGAUCUUCGCGUGGACGCAGACAAGAUUCGUCCUCCCCGCUUGGCUCGGCGUCGGCGCAGGCCUGGAGAAAGUUUUCCUCGAGGGCCACAAGGAAGAGCUCCAGGCCAUGUACAGGGAGUGGCCGUUCUUCCAGUCGACCAUCGAUCUCAUCGAGAUGGUUCUCGCCAAGGCCGACCCGUCCAUCGCCAAGUACUACGACGACGUGCUCGUGAGCUCCGCGGCUCGCAAGGACCUGGGAGAGGAGCUCCGCCAGGCCUUCCACACGACCGCAAAGUACGUCCAGGAGCUCAGCGGCCACCAGAAGCUGAUCGAGAACAACAAGACGCUGCGGCGGCUGGUCGAGAGCCGGCUUCCAUAUCUCAAUCCCAUGAACAUGCUCCAGGUGGAGGUGCUGCGAAGAUUGCGCCAGGACGAAAACAACCAGAAGCUCCGCGACGCGCUGCUCAUCACCAUCAAUGGAAUCGCCGCUGGAAUGCGAAACACUGGCUGAGAGGAGCUACGGUACUCCUUUCUCUCGAUUAUAAAUUCUUCCUGGAGGGACUGCUUCCUUCCUUUUGCCCACCGAGUGUAUGAUAUGGACACCGAGUAUAUGAUUACAAUAAACAGGAUGUGAAAUUUUAAAUUUGAAUUUCCCGCCACUUCUUAAAGUUAAAA